Molecule: messenger RNA, 1424 nt
Organism: Aspergillus uvarum CBS 121591
Lineage: Eukaryota; Fungi; Ascomycota; Eurotiomycetes; Eurotiales; Aspergillaceae
Product: Dcp1 family protein
Exons: 1
Coding region: 115-1320 (401 amino acids)
Biological process (GO): deadenylation-independent decapping of nuclear-transcribed mRNA; deadenylation-dependent decapping of nuclear-transcribed mRNA; positive regulation of catalytic activity
Cellular component (GO): P-body
Molecular function (GO): mRNA binding; enzyme activator activity
Source: RefSeq, a predicted model, not a curated record
UUUCUCUCUCCGCCGCAACUUCCUCAAAUCGUCAUCACUUCCACCUCACCCAUUCACACCCUCCGUCUGUCUCUUUGACCUCACAUUCCUUCUCUAUACCGGCACUCUCACACAAUGUCCGCUCGCAAACCCCGACGCGCCUACUCCAACCAGAGCACCAACAACAUCAACAACCCGCGACACCAUCAACACCACCCAAGCCAAAGCGGCUUCGCCCAACCCUCCGACUACGACUCCGACUACCAAACCUAUCUCUCAGACACACAGCACCACCAACAACAGCAGCAGCAGCAGCAGCAGCAGCAACUUCCCAUCCACCCUCACCCUCACCCUCAGCACCCCCCACAACAACACCAACAACAACAACAACCACUACUCCCAAUGACAACCACCACGGCCCCCGCGCCGCCGCCCCUCCGCACCAACGAAGACCUCAACCUCUCCGUCCUCCGCCGCCACAACCCAACCAUCACCUCGAUCCUCUCGCUCGCGCAAUACGCCGUCGUCUACAUCUUCAGCCCCAGCACGCGCCAAUGGGAGAAAAGCGGCGUAGAGGGGACGCUGUUCGUGUGCCAACGCUCGCAGGGCGAGCUGGGCGAAGAGCGCUACAGCGUCUUCGUGCUGAACCGCCGCGGGCUCCACAACUUCGACCUCCCGCUCACCGACGGCGACAACGUCGAGAUCACCGAGGAGUAUAUAAUCCUCAAGUCUGAUCUCGCGCCGGAGGUGGUGGAGAAUGCUUCCAUCCCGGGCAUGGGGCCGCCAGCGAAUUCCACUGCUGCUGCGGCUGCUCCCGCUGCGAAGCCUUCGGGGACUGUUGGUGGGGGGGAUAUUCGGAUCUACGGAUUGUGGAUCUACAGUGAACCGCCGCCGAAUUCCACGGCCGAGACGCGCAGCAUCAACGCGCAGAUGAUCCGCGAGUGUGCGGUGCAUGCUGGGGAGAGCUUGAAGCUGGCCCGGGAGCGCGUGGAGGCGACGCGGCAGAAUGGGAUGCAUGUGGCGGCAGCGACGGCGGCGGCGGCGGCUACGACGGGCGCCCCGUUGGAGGAGGUGAGCACCAGUGUGGCGAUGGGGAGGCAGGUCUCGCUCAAGGAUCUGUUUGGGCAGCAGCGCGCCCAGGAUGAUGGGUGGAGUGUGCGCGCGCAUCAGAUUGCGCCCGCCGAUUGGCAGCAUGCGCCUCCGCCUCCGUCGCAGCCGGGCCCAGGGUCGGGUCCUGCGCAGGCUCCUCCGGUUGGAGCUGGAGCUGUGCCGGCACUGCAGCAGGAUGUCCUGGGGGAUUUGUUUCGGAGGGCCGGGCUGGCGUAUCAGGGGGGCCAGUGAGGUGUAUAUUUUGGGUGUGGAUAUGAGAGAGGAUACCCUUGGAUGAUGGUGGUAUGAUUAGCGCAUAUAGAAGGUUUGGUGUGCAUUGUUGAAAGACGUCCGUA